Molecule: messenger RNA, 1111 nt
Organism: Aphis gossypii (cotton aphid)
Lineage: Eukaryota; Metazoa; Arthropoda; Insecta; Hemiptera; Aphididae
Product: putative nudix hydrolase 1
Exons: 6
Coding region: 164-1105 (313 amino acids)
Biological process (GO): DNA protection
Molecular function (GO): 8-oxo-7,8-dihydroguanosine triphosphate pyrophosphatase activity
Source: RefSeq, a predicted model, not a curated record
CCGACCACUAAUACUAUUUAGUAUUUACUACUACUACUAUUACUACUAUAUACUACGACAACGGUAUACGACACCGUUCGGAACACGUCUGCCCAUCCUGUGUUUACAGUACAGUAUGGCGGGGGCGGCGGGUCGCGGAAAAUUAAAAUUGGAAUAAUCAAACAUGUUGGAAUAUCCUACAUUUAAAUCUUAUUCUCGUAAACUGUUGACAUUAACAUUAAUAUUUAAAAAUGAUGAAAUCUUAUUGGGUAUGAAAAAUCGUGGAAUGGGAAAAGGUAAAUGGAAUGGUUUUGGUGGAAAAGUAGAACCCAAUGAAACAAUUGAUGACGCUGCUAAACGUGAAGUAAAAGAAGAAUGUGGAUUGGAUGUCAUAUCUAUGGAAAAAAUUGGUAUUAUAGAUUUUGAAUAUGUAGGUUCUAAAGAAAUAUUGGAAGGACAUAUAUAUUUUUGUGAUCUAUUUGAAGGUGACAUAAUUGAAUCUGAUGAAAUGGCGCCUAUAAAGUGGUUUAAAAUUAAAGACUCUCCGUGUGAUACCAUGUGGAUUGAUCAUAAAUAUUGGUUUCCUAUGAUAUUGAAAAAAAUUCCAUUUAAAGCACAUUUCAAGUAUUUAAAUGACGAUACAAUGAUAGAUAGUACCAUUAUAUUAUCAAAUACCGUGAAUAAGACCAGGGAAACUUGGGUUAAUGUUGUUGUUAAAAAAGAUAAUCAAAUACUUAAACAUAAAAAUAUUGAUGAAUCAGAAUACUUAAAUAAGCAUGAACAAGUUAUGACAGGAGAGUCUAUAGAAAAUGCAGCCUUAAGAUAUUUAAAAAUGCAUUAUGAAAUAACUACAGAGGAAGUGCAAAAAAUAGCCGUUGUCAACAUUGAACUUAUCGAUAAGCCAUAUAUUCAAGAAAUUCAAUUUUUUGUUGUAGACAUUUCAAAAUCAACAAAUGCUACAUUAACUAAUGAUUAUCAAUGGUUUGAUAUAAGCAACUUACAAGCUAAGAAAUUAUGGCCAGAUGAUAAGUUUUUGUCAACACUAUUUAUGAUGAAACCAUUUAAUGCAUAUUUUCUUAUUGACAAUGAUAAUGUAUUAUGCAGCAAAUAUAAUAACAAUGAAUAGAGUAAA